This is a messenger RNA of Rosa rugosa (rugosa rose), 716 nucleotides long. Its product is annotated as triacylglycerol lipase OBL1-like. The coding region runs from base 220 to 624 and encodes 134 amino acids. NCBI's taxonomy places the organism in Eukaryota, Viridiplantae, Streptophyta, Magnoliopsida, Rosales, Rosaceae. Gene Ontology annotation, molecular function: triacylglycerol lipase activity. The record is from RefSeq and is a predicted model, not a curated record. The transcript has 2 exons. Gene Ontology annotation, biological process: lipid metabolic process.
GGUUUGCUUGCCUUGCUCCUCUGUGUACCAUGACUUCUCCUGUCGAAUUCAAAACCCAGAAUUAUUUGGUUUUGAAACCAAACAAGGCUGGUCCGAUCAAGCUCGUACAAUUCUUGUGGGCUGGCUACAUAGCGGAGGGAGAAGAUGCUAUGAUAUUGUGCCCAAAGGGAGAGGAGGAAAAUCUCAAACGUAAAUGGCUUAUAUCUUUCAUCCUCCUGCAUGCUUCAAAUGAUUCUGUUAUGGAUUGCCAAACGCAUGAGAAACUUUGGUUUAGUUUUUGAGUGGUUCCUCAACCUUCCCUCUAGUAAGCGAAACUGGCUUGAGCUCUCUCUUGAUCUUUUAACAGGUGACAUAAAGAAAGAGAAAGACUCAGCGAGUUUCAUUUCCACUGUUGGACAUACAGACAAGAGAGUGAAGUUGGAUAGUAGCAUCAGCCGGUUAGAUGUCAGAUAUAGAAGAGCACUCUCUGCAAUGGCUGCUAAAAUAGCAUAUGAGAACCAAGCCUUCAUUGAAACUACUGUAAAAAAUCAUUGGAAGGUAAAAUACAUGUAUGAUGUUCGUGCGGAAAAACAAUAUAAAUUGAUGAGUUUGUAUCCUGUUGAAAUCCACAAAUUUGAACAUUAAAUGUGGACGUCCAUCCUCCAUUCCUCUGCGGCCACACCCUGCAAUUUAGUUCAAUGUUUAAAGCAGUUGAUUCUUUAAUUUGGUCAUUCUAA